GGGUGUUUUGUUGACCAGAGAAGUUGACUAUGAUGAUGAUCAUGAAGAGCCAGCUGCCUCUCUUUCUCCCUCUGGUGGCCAUCAUUCUGAGUGCCUAUCAAGCUACAGGUGUGUCAGCCCAGGAGAGUGACCCCUGUUACAACUACACGAUCCUGAACGACACCUGGAGGUCCACUGAGGUCGUCGGCAACAUCUUCAGCCUCAGGUGUGACGGUGGGGGCCACUGGCAGGGCUGGUACCUGCUUGUCCACCAGAACUACAGUGUCCGGAUGCCUACGAGCUGUGUGCAGCCAUUUCGCUGCGGCACGGCUGGUACCAUCUGGAUGAACGGAUCCCACCCCAGCCCAGAAGAGGGCGUUGUCACCAGGCAGGCGUGUCCCAGCUAUAAUGGGUUCUGCUGCCACCCCUCCUACCCGCUGCCCAACAUCCAAGUCAAAACCUGUCCUGGAAACUACACAGUGUACAAGCUGGAGGAUCCUGUGCACUAUUGUGGUGCAUAUUGUGCAGAUUUUAGCUCUAGAGGUGCCCUUCCCCCUCAAAAGACGAUGGGAAUGAGUUUGACAUUGUCGUCUGCUGAGCGUCUGAAUGAGACUGAAGUUGAGGAGCAGGUCCUACCCCAGUUCAGGGAGUUCCUGCAGCAGCAGGGAAUAGAGCUGAGCAGGAUACGGCUUCGGAGUUUUGAAGAGGUACUGCCCUGAGAGAAAAAGAGGAGAGAGGAUGAAGAGAGAGGAUGAGGAGAGAAGAAAGGAGAGGAUAACGAGGGAAUAGAAGAAGAAGAAGAAG
Engraulis encrasicolus (European anchovy) is the source of this 783-nucleotide messenger RNA. Its product is annotated as uromodulin-like. The transcript is spliced from 5 exons. Lineage: Eukaryota; Metazoa; Chordata; Actinopteri; Clupeiformes; Engraulidae. The record is from RefSeq and is a predicted model, not a curated record. The coding region runs from base 30 to 698 and encodes 222 amino acids.